Schistosoma guineensis is the source of this 1852-nucleotide messenger RNA. The record is from the annotation of a GenBank genome assembly. NCBI's taxonomy places the organism in Eukaryota, Metazoa, Platyhelminthes, Trematoda, Strigeidida, Schistosomatidae.
CUGAAAUUGAAAUUAGCCCGUAACGAAGUAACUGAACAUUGAAGUGGGAGCGUCAACCUAUGCGUUACCGGGAUGUCUUCACUGUCGUUUGUACCUCACACUGUUUCUUCAGUUUCUGGACACAAAAGGAAGCACGAAAAAACCCAUAAAAAAUCCUCAAAAAGGAUCAAGCGUAGUGAAGGGUCAGAUGAAGAGCAAGUGUAUACUGGGAAUGGAGCCGUUUACAAUGAUCAGAAUGAAGACACCAGAAGUCGAUCAUGCCCAUACCUGGAUACUAUUAGGAGGAACAUGCUGGAUUUUGACUUUGAGAAGCUGUGUUCCGUUUCUUUAUCUCAUCUGAAUGUCUACGCCUGUCUAAUCUGUGGAAAGUACUUUCAGGGUCGUGGAAAUUCUACUCAUGCAUAUACCCACAGUGUUAGUGAAAGCCACCACGUCUUCCUGAAUUUGGAAACUCGACGGUUUUAUUGCUUGCCCGAUGAUUAUGAAAUUUUAGAUGGGUCAUUGGAAGACAUUACCUACCUACUAAAUCCUACUUUCAGUACUCCAGAAAUACUUGCUUUGGAUAGUUAUUCGAAAAUGGUCAGAGCAUACAAUGGUCUUACAUAUUAUCCUGGUGUUGUGGGUCUCAAUAAUAUCAAGGCUAAUGAUUAUUGCAACGUCAUAUUACAAAUGCUCAGUCAUAUCAGUCCAUUGCGAAAUUAUUUCUUAGAUAUCAAAAACUUUGAGAACCUACCUUCUGUCUCUGGAGAUCAAAUGAUGCUUUUGGUCCAAAGAUUUAGUGAACUUAUUCGAAAAUUGUGGAAUCCUCGAAACUUCAAAACCCACGUUUCACCUCAUGAAUUCUUACAGGCAGUUGUGCUGUGCAGUAAAAAGCGUUUCCAAAUCACUGAACAAGGCGAUGCCAUUGAAUUCCUUUCAUGGUUGGUUAAUGCAAUAGAUAAAGCUUUAAGGAUUAAAAAAAUUCCGUGUCCCAUAGGCGCAGUUAAUAAAACCUAUAAAAGCAUUGUUUCAUCAACUUUACGAGGAAAGAUGAGAAUGUACAGUCGGAAAAUCAUGCCUGUAAAUAUGACGGAUGAAGAAAAGGCUUCUCUGGCAGACAGCCCUGAAUACAUGACUUCAAUAUCAGACAUAAAUUUCUUCUAUCUUACGUGUGACUUACCCCCACCUCCACUAUAUCUAGAUGAAUUUAAGGAAAACAUCAUUCCACAAGUUUCAUUAGCUACACUACUUUCGAAAUUUAACGGAGUUACAGAAAAGGAAUACAAGACUCAUCGUGAUUCUACGUUGCGUCGAUUUGAGCUUCGGCGACUACCUCCUUACUUAAUUCUUUACAUGAAGAGGUUUGUUAAAAACAUCUUUACAUUGGAGAAGAAUCCAACGAUAGUUAACUUCCCCAUUAGAAGUAUUGAUUUCGGUGAAUUGUUGGCCCCAGAAUUUCGAGCUAAACAUCGGCAUACUACUUACGACUUGAUAGCCAAUAUUGUGCAUGAUGGUCCCCCAACUCCUGGCUCCGGUACGCAUCGUAUCCACUUAGUACAUCGUGGUACUGGAAAAUGGUUCGAGCUACAAGACUUGCAUGUUAGCGAAGUCUUGCCACAGAUGAUACCGCUUAGUGAAACUCUUAUUCAGGUUUGGGCUGUGAAUAAGUCUAUACCUAAUCCAAGCUUUGUAGAGCCUGUAAAAGUAAUAGAUGAGGAGAUUGGUGAAGAAACUAAGCCAGAGGUUAAAACUGAUGAAAACGAGGAGUGUGAAGAAAUUAAGAAGGAAGAUACUAUAGAUACGGGCAAUAAUAAACCACAAAACUGAUUCCUGUCACUUUUUAUCGACUUUACCAAUAAUAUAAAUUACUGAU